Cavia porcellus (domestic guinea pig) is the source of this 2638-nucleotide messenger RNA. RefSeq names its product lipase H (gene Liph). Gene Ontology annotation, molecular function: carboxylic ester hydrolase activity; glycerophospholipase activity. The coding region runs from base 393 to 1715 and encodes 440 amino acids. Gene Ontology annotation, biological process: lipid catabolic process. NCBI's taxonomy places the organism in Eukaryota, Metazoa, Chordata, Mammalia, Rodentia, Caviidae. The transcript is spliced from 11 exons. The record is from RefSeq and is a predicted model, not a curated record.
UUUGAACUCGUCAUUCUGCAGAUGCAAAUUAUAAUAUUAUGCUAUGCAUUAAACUGUGUAAAGAAGAAAGUACUGACCUUUCCUUGAGAAGAGGUGGAGUCGAGAUCCUGACUGGGUGUGGAGCUGCUGCCUCUCUCAGGCACCUCCUGGUUAGUUAUCAGAGCUCUGUGAACACAGCCUGCCGUCUAGGCGCUCUCUGCAGCUUCUGCCAAGGAAAUCAGCAGUCCUGGGACGGUGACACAGGACCCCUCAGCUGCCACAUGCUGAAGUUGUACAUAUUCAUCGGUUUGAUGUGCCUGGCGAGAUCAGAGAGGAACCAGAGAAAGAUGACACAAUGUCCCAGUCCACCUGGUUAGUCAUUUGCGCACACAGGAACAAGGCUCGGCUUACUGAUGGAUCAGGCCAGAGAAGGAGAUAAAAGAUGUGCUACCUUCACCAAGCUGAGCUUCUCCAAAGCGGUGAUUGGGACCGGACUCGAUGUGAGACUGCUGCUCUACACAGGGAGAGACCGGACCUGCGCCCAAAUCGUCAACUCCACGGCCUUUGGGGACCUCAGUGUAACCAAGAAAACCACCUUCGUCAUCCAUGGCUUCAGGCCCACGGGCUCUGCUCCGAGGUGGAUGGAGGAUUUAGUACAGGCUCUGCUGUCUGUGGAAGACAUGAAUGUGGUGGUGGUGGAUUGGAAUCGAGGAGCUGCGACUGUCAUUUACAACCAGGCCUCUAGUAAGACCAGAAAAGUUGCCAUGAUCUUGAAGGAAUUUAUCGACGAGCUGUUGGCCAAAGGAGCAUCUCUGAGCAACAUUUAUAUGAUUGGAGUGAGCCUAGGCGCCCACAUAUCUGGGUUUGUUGGAGAAAUGUACGCCGGGCAGCUGGGAAGAAUUACAGGUCUUGACCCCGCGGGCCCUUUAUUCAACGAGAAACCUCCCGAGGACAGAUUAGAUCCCAGCGAUGCCCAGUUCGUGGACGUCAUCCACUCUGACAUGGAUGCACUGGGAUACAAGCAACCACUGGGAAACAUAGAUUUCUACCCAAAUGGAGGAUUGGAUCAGCCUGGUUGUCCCAAAACAAUAUUUGGAGGAAUGCAGUAUUUCAAGUGCGACCACCAGAGGUCCGUGUACCUGUACCUGGCUUCCCUGAGAGAGGACUGCGCGGUGGUCGCGUACCCCUGCGACUCUUACCGGGAUUACAGGAACGGCAAAUGCAUCAGCUGCGGCAUGGCGCACACGGAACCCUGUCCCCUUGUGGGUUACUAUGCUGAUCGCUGGGAAGCCUAUUUAAGGGAGAAGGAUCUCUCAGCCACCAAGGCAUUCUUUGACACCGCUGAGCGGGAGCCAUUCUGCAUGUAUCACUACUUCGUGGAUGUGAUACCUUGGAACAAGAACGUAAGAAGAGGCUCCAUCACAAUCAAGUUGAGUGACAAAGAUGGAAACACCACAGAAUCGAGAAUCGAUCAUGAACCGGCCACAUUUCAGAAAUACCAGCAAGUGAGCCUGCUGGCGAGGUUUCACAGAGAUCUGAGUGAAGUGGCUGCCGUUUCCUUGCUGUUCUCCACAGGCUCUGUGGUCGGCCCCAGGUACAAGCUCAGGGUCAUCCGCAUGAAGUUGAGGCCCCUCACACACCCUGACAGGCCGCAGCUCUGCCGCUAUGACCUUGUCCUGAUGGAAAAUGUUGAAACCAUCUUCCGGCCUAUUCCCUGCCCCAAGCUGCAAUUGUAACCUCAUGGGGACCAGUUGGCAACCUGAUGCCAAGUGGGCGACAUCUAUAGACUCUGUAGAAGCUUCAUCUCACCUUUUCUUCAAGGCUUCAGCAGUAUGAAGGUUAUUUCCAGCAGUGUCCUGUGAAUGUCCCGUUGUCAAACAUCAAGUGACCUCGUGGUUAUGAAACAAUCCCAGGAAAGCAGCCCCUAACUGGGGCAAUUCAGAAAUAGCCAGGCUCCCGCCAGCCCUGCACGUUGUGUGCCUGUGUGCGUCCUGGGGCCUGGUUUGUUCCGAUCUGUCACUUCUGUGGCAUGUCACCAGCGCUGCUGUCCCUCGAGGGUGCAGGUCGAGCAUCUGAAAGGGAAGGACAGCUGGAGACCCGCUGUGAACUCCCACGACCUGUGCCCAGUUCCCCAAGCGCCCGCCUCGCUUGGCUGCUGCAGACUGGACUGGGAAGGUGAACUCGGGGAGGGUUCCUUGGGAUCCCACAGGUGCCGCAUCUGGGAGAUGCAUGAUGGAUGUGAAAGUGUUCUUAUUUAUUUUGAUACGGCUGAGCUCUCCUGCUCAGACAGGGCAGCCUCUCCCUGCUUCUCUCUGGGGCUGUUUGCUCUGAGAACAUCACACACCUGACUUCCCCCUUAUGAGGGGUGGGAAGGGCUGACAGCCUCGAGGGUGGCAAGUGGGGGACAGGAGAGGGCAGAGGAACAGGACACAGCCUCUGGCUUGGGGACAGGGGUGGAGCAAGAGGUGAAGAGACAGGAGACUGACGGUGGAUUAUUAUUAUUAAUUAUUAUUAUUAUUAUUAUUAUUAUUAUUAUGUUGAUGUGGUCCUGGGAAUGAAACCCAGAGCCUCUGCAUGUUAGACGGUCACUGUAACACUGAUCACCACCCUGCCCCAGUCACCUGAAGCAAUCCCAAAUAAUCAUAUUUAUUUUUCUCUA